AUGGGAUGCGGGGGAGGGAGCAUAUGCGAGCACGGGCGGGUACGAUCGGUAUGCAAGGGAUGCGGGGGCAGCGCCAUAUGCGAGCACGGGCGACGGCGAUCGGUAUGCAAGGAGUGCGGGGGCAGCGGCAUAUGCGAGCACGGGCGGCAGCGAUCGAAAUGCAAGGGAUGCGGGGGGGCAGGGGCAUAUGCGAGCACGGGCGGCGGCAAUCGGAGCAUAUGCGAGCACGGGCGGGAGCGAUCGGUAUGCAAGGACUGCGGGGGGGGGAGCAUAUGCGAGCACGGACGGGUACGAUCGGUAUGCAAGGGAUGCGGGGGCAGCGCCAUAUGCGAGCACGGACGGGAGCGAUCGGUAUGCAAGGGAUGCGGGGGAGGGAGCAUAUGCGAGCACGGGCGGCUACGAUCGGUAUGCAAGGACUGCGGGGGAGGGAGCAUAUGCGAGCACGGGCGGGUACGAUCGGUAUGCAAGGGCUGCGGGGGAGGGAGCAUAUGCGAGCACGGGCGGCUAUGCGAGCACGGGCGGUCACGAUCGUCAUGCAAGGGAUGCGGGGGCAGCGGCAUAUGCGAGCACGGGCGGCAGCGAUCGGGAUGCAAGGACUGCGGGGGCAGCAGCAUAUGCGAGCACGGGCGGCAGCGAUCGGUAUGCAAGGGAUGCGGGGGCAGCAGCAUAUGCGAGCACGGGCGGGUCCGAUCGCAAUGCAAGGAGUGCGGGGGCAGCAGCAUAUGCGAGCACGGGCGGCGGCGAUCGGUAUGCAAGGAGUGCGGGGGCGGGAGCAUAUGCGAGCACGGGCGGGAGCGAUCGGUAUGCAAGGACUGCGGGGGCAGGAGCAUAUGCGAGCACGGGCGGCAGCGAUCGAAAUGCAAGGGAUGCGGGGGAGGGAGCAUAUGCGAGCACGGGCGGGUACGAUCGGUAUGCAAGGACUGCGGGGGAGGGAGCAUAUGCGAGCACGGGCGGGUACGAUCGGUAUGCAAGGACUGCGGGGGCAGGAGCAUAUGCGAGCACGGGCGGCAGCGAUCGGUAUGCAAGGGCUGCGGGGGAGGGAGCAGGGGGCGCAUGCGAUGA
Messenger RNA from Guillardia theta CCMP2712, 1062 nucleotides. RefSeq lists its product as hypothetical. The coding region runs from base 1 to 1062 and encodes 353 amino acids. NCBI's taxonomy places the organism in Eukaryota, Cryptophyceae, Pyrenomonadales, Geminigeraceae. The transcript has 3 exons. The record is from RefSeq and is a predicted model, not a curated record.